UUAGUUUACAUGCUGUUUCUUGUAGAUCUAAUCAUGAUUCUAAUUGUAAUCAUGAUGGGCGCCGGCAUAAAUGAUUGUGGGAGGGGCUGGAUUCAGUCAACGCCCAAAAUGCUUGACAAAAUCUUCCUAGUUUCUCUUUUCUUUUUGUCUUUGUUCUGUCCAAAUUCUGUACAAAGUCAGUAUAGCGGAGCUGUAAGACUGUGGAGGAAUGGAGCCACGUCUAGUAGUUACACAUCAGGUAGAGUACAAGUGUUUCUGGAGAAUGGUUGGGGUAACGUCUGUGGGGAUCUAAAUGCUUCUCCAUUCCGCCAAGAAGAAGCAGAUGUAACCUGUAGGAAUUUGGGCUACACUGCAUCGUCGCAUUACUCUACUGCUGAGGCUGAUAAUUAUGGUAUUGAUACCAGCCCUACAGUAUUGGAUGAUGUAUCUUGUCCUGCUAAUGGCUAUCACUUGACACUAUUGAGUUGUGUGUAUGAUGAUACUUCCAUUGAUACUCAGUGUACUGAUGCUGAUGAUGUUGGUAUACUCUGCUAUACUGAUAGAAUAUGGUUUGAUCCAUACCCAGGUAUGGUGAGGCUAUCAGGUGGUAUGUAUUCAAAUGAAGGAAUAGUUGAAGUAUACUGUAAUGGUGCCUGGGGUAGAGUGUGUAAUGCAUCAACUGAUGCUGAUGUGAUAUGUACCCAAUUGGGAUAUACUGGAUCACCUAGAGACACUGCUGUUGCUGGUGUUCCUAGUGGUGUAGUCCAUUGGUUUCAUUCAUUGGAUUGUUCAUCAGAUGAUGCUGUAUGUGUAUCUCAUUGUACCAGUUGUCCUACUUCAUCAUCUUCAAUUGUUAGCUGUGCACAAUCUGCUUAUGUCUAUUGUGAGUACAAUGUCAGCAGUGGUAUUAGCAGCAGUAGUGAGAGCAAUUUAUUUACAUGUGACACAAGAGACUACCCUAUUGAUAAUGGAGCAGUGAGAUUAACACGUAAUGGCCUAACAUCACUUGAUUAUACCUCUGGGAUAGUGCAAGUCUAUCAAAAUGGACAAUGGACUAAUAUUUGUCGGAGGAAUACCUUUUCAUUGACUGAGGCACAUGUUCUUUGUCAUCAGUUAGGAUACACUAAUGCUCUUAAUUGGAGCUUCUCUGCCAUUGAAAGUUUACAAUCAGAUGGACAUAUACCAGGUCUUACUAAUGUGAUGUGUUCCAGUUCUGAGCUGUUAGUGAUCCACCAGUGCUCCUAUGAUACAGCAAGAGAUGCACAGUGUACUGAUGGUGAUGACAUCAUAAUAACAUGUGAUAGUACAAGAUUAUUUGAUAACGCCUACUCUGGAAUGAUCCGCUUGGUCGGAAGUGAAUUUGUUAGUGAAGGAGAGGUUGAGGUGUACUGCAAUGGAGUGUGGGGGACAGUAUGUAAUGAUUCAUUUGAUGGAAUUGAUGCAGUCACACUGUGCAGACAGCUGGGAUAUAAUAAUGGACGUGUACCUACUACUGAUAUUGUCACUGGUGGUGAUAAUUCAAGGCCAGUUUGGCUCAAUAAUCUGUCAUGCUCCAGUGGUAGUUCCUGUAUCAGUUCUUGUGCAUCCUGCCCUUCAGUUGUUGGCAAUACCUCUUUAUGUAGUCAUGAGAAGAAUAUUAAUGUACAAUGCUUUAUGUCACCAGUUCAGUCAAGUACAAGUGAACAAACAAUUCAGAAAUGUCAAGCAAUAGAAGCUGGUGUUUCUGUGCCAGGGGCUCUUAUACUGUACAGAAAUGGAACUGUUUCAACUGGUUUUACUUCCGGUCGUGUUGUAGUCUAUUCCAGAUCAUCAGUCUGGGGUAAUGUCUGCCGGUACUCCUCAUUCUCUAUAACGUCUGCUAAUGUCAUAUGCCAUCAGCUGGGGUACACAGGAGCAGCCUCUUGGUCUUACGAAUCCACUGAUAGUUUUGGCGUUGAUACACGACCUGCUGUUAUUCAAAGCGUUGCUUGUCUCAGUUACCAGCUAACAUUAUUCCAGUGCAGUCAGUCCACUCCAGUCACUAACAUACUCUGCACUGACACCAAUGACAUUGGAGUCUCAUGCUAUCAGACAAGAAUAUGGGAUUUUCCUUAUCCUGGAAUGAUAAGAUUAGUCAAUGGUAUCUUUUCUAAUGAAGGACAUCUUGAAGUUUAUUGCUCUGGAGUAUGGGGCACUGUCUGUGCUAGCUUGUUUGACGGAACCGAUGCUACAGUCUUAUGCAGGCAGUUAGGAUAUGCUAAUCAUAAUGAUUUUUCUUAUACAUCAAAUUCUGGUAGUGUCAGCCAGCCUAUAUGGUUGAAUAAUCUUCAGUGUACAUCAGCCAGUAACUGUAUCUCUGAUUGUCAGUCUUGCCCUACAACUGGAUCAGUCAGUCAUGGCUGCACUCAUUCUCAAGAUGUUUACCUCAGAUGCUCUUAUGUUGUGAAUGCAAGUAGUGUAGCAAUGGGUUAUGUUAAUGGCUGCAAGUCAUCUUUUGAAUUCAAUGGUACUCCACAAUCUGGUGCUCUAGUGCUAACAAGGAAUGGAGUAUAUUCAAAGCAGUAUACAUCAGGUCGAGUUGUGAUGUAUGGGAUUGGAGGCUCUUCCAGUAGCAAGUAUUGGGGAAACAUUUGCAGGAGGACCUCAUUUAGCCUGACUGCAGCUAAUGUUAUAUGCCACCAGUUGUCAUAUACAGGUGCUUCAACAUGGUCCUAUGCUGCAGUUGAUCAGUUUGGUGUUGAUACUCGUAUUGCUUUAGUUGGUUCAGUCUCUUGCUCCACUAGUAGAUAUACAGUAUUGCUCCAGCGCAGUAUGUCUGUAGCUGCUGGUAUUAGUAGCCUCUGCACUGAUAAUGACGAUAUCUCAGUCACAUGCUAUACUUCUAGAGUUUGGAACAGCCCAUACUCGGGUCAAGUGAGACUAUCAAAUGGUAACUUCAUUAAUGAAGGACUGGUUGAGGUGUAUUGCAAUGGAGAAUGGGGCACUGUGUGCGACACCACAUUCUCAGCCACAGCUGCCAAUGUGGUAUGCAGGCAGCUAGGAUAUGCUACUUAUUAUAGAUAUGGACAUUUGGCAAUAGUUGGCUCCACCUCACAAUCUAUAUGGUUGAACAGUGUAUCUACUUGUAGUUCUGCUAGUUGCAUUUCUUCCUGUCAGUCCUGCCCUAGCAAUGAGGUCACCUCCUGUGUGCAUGCACAAGAUGUCACAAUCACAUGUUAUUCAACUUCUGUUCGCUCUGCAACAUCUUAUACUAAUUCAACAUGUUUGUCAUCAGCUGAUGAAGGGUUGAGUGGUGGGGCUGUAGCUGCUAUAGCCAUUUCCUGUAUUACAGUUUUUUCCAUGGUAAUACUUUUUAUCAUUUACGUUGACAAAAAAAAGAAAACUGGACGAACUGAUGCUGAGAUGUUCCGGGCUGGUUGGGAGAGCAUUAAAAGCAAAUUUCCUUGUAACACCUCUACUAGUUCUUCCUCAUCGUCUAAUGCUAAUGCUGUAGAACUGCUUGCUGCACCAUCAACUAAUAACACUAAUAAUGAUACUGACACUAACCCCAGUACUAAUGCCAGCACUAGUGGGAAUCAAGAAGCAGCACCUUUGGAAGCAGCAGCUCGUCCUGCUCCUCCGUCGUAUUUUGAGGCAACAGAGACUGCAUUGUUUCCUGCUGAUAAAGCUAAUCUAAAUGAUGAAUCUACUACCACUAAUGAUAUUCCAACAAAUGAUGUGCCACCACUGCCUCCAGAUCCAUAUGGGCUUACAAGAGAAGAGCCUCCUCCUUAUUCUGAGGCAGCAGAUUAAAGUUUCAAAUAUAUUAUAUUAUCAUUAUUUUUAUUCCUCAGUGUCAUUUAUUGUUUUUUUAUUUGCUAUUUAAACUAUACUAGAAUAUUAUUUACAAUGCAUGUCAGUAUUGUCUGUACAGUAUUUGGCAUACAUUCAUCUCUCAAUGCAGCAAUGAAUAUGUGUAAACAUUUUCAUGGGCUACUUUGUUUA
Amphimedon queenslandica is the source of this 3942-nucleotide messenger RNA. Its product is annotated as deleted in malignant brain tumors 1 protein-like. The record is from RefSeq and is a predicted model, not a curated record. Lineage: Eukaryota; Metazoa; Porifera; Demospongiae; Haplosclerida; Niphatidae. The transcript is spliced from 22 exons. Bases 10 to 3750 code for a protein of 1246 amino acids. Gene Ontology annotation, cellular component: membrane.